Messenger RNA from Carassius gibelio (silver crucian carp), 3248 nucleotides. Its product is annotated as gamma-soluble NSF attachment protein-like. The transcript has 12 exons. The record is from RefSeq and is a predicted model, not a curated record. Gene Ontology annotation, cellular component: SNARE complex; vacuolar membrane. NCBI's taxonomy places the organism in Eukaryota, Metazoa, Chordata, Actinopteri, Cypriniformes, Cyprinidae. The coding region runs from base 145 to 1083 and encodes 312 amino acids. Gene Ontology annotation, molecular function: soluble NSF attachment protein activity; syntaxin binding. Gene Ontology annotation, biological process: intracellular protein transport.
CUGAAAGGUGUUUUGCAGCAUCCCACUCGGGUUCCCGUAGAAAAACACAGUGACGUGAAUGAGCUGUUGAAGAAAAUCUGGAUAAUCUGUAACAGUCCAUCAUCAUCCUCAUCCUCAUCCCCUUCAUCCGCGAGACCGAGAGCCAUGGCCGCGCAGAAGAUCAACGAGGCGCACGAGCACAUCGCCAAAGCCGAGAAAUGCUUGAAGACCAGCAUGACCAAGUGGAAACCUGAUUAUGAUGAAGCCGCUUCAGAGAUGGCAAAAGCAGCUGUGGCUUUCAAAAACGCCAAACAGUUUGAAGAAGCGAAGGAUGCGUACCUGAAGGAGGCCGAGUACCACACAGAAAACAAAGCACUCUUCCAUGCAGCGAAAGCGUAUGAACAGGCUGGUAUGAUGCUGAAGGACAUGAAGAAAAUGCCCGAAGCCGUUCAGCUGAUCGAGAAGGCCAGCAUCAUGUAUGUGGAGAACGGGACGUCUGGCACCGCUGGAAUAGCCUUGGACAGAGCUGGGAAACUCAUCGAGUCGAUUGAUCUGGAGAAAGCUGUGGACUUGUAUCAGAAGGCCGCAUCAGUGUUUGAGAAUGAAGAUCGGCUCAGAGAGGCCGCAGAGCUUCUGGGAAAAGCCUCCAGACUUCUGGCGAGACUGCGCAGGCUGGACGAGGCCGCAGUGUCCCUUCAGAAAGAGAAGAACAUGUACAAGGACAUUGAGAACUACCCCACCUGCUUUAAGAAAACCAUCGCUCAAGUGCUGGUUCAUCUCCACAGAGGAGACUUUGUGGCGGCAGACAAGUGUGUCAGAGAAAGUUACAGUCUCCCAGGGUUCAGUGGGAGCGAGGACUGUGUUUACAUGGAGACGCUUCUGAAAGCAUAUGACGAGCAGGACGAGGACGAGGUGUCACGCGUCUGCAACUCACCUUUACUGAAGUACAUGGACAAUGACUAUGCCAAGCUGGCGAUCUCUCUAAGGGUUCCCGGUGGAGGGGCCGGAAAGAAGAAGAAGAAAUCUCCUGUUGCUCCUCAAGGGGGCAGCGCCGGCCCGCCAUCGGCCGAGGAAGAUGACGAUUAUGAGGGAGGUUUGUGUUAAUGGAGAGAACGGCCUGACUCCUCCAUGCGUCUGUGUGUGUGUGUGUGUACGAGCAUAUAAGUGUUUCCUCCCUUUGUGCAGUGGAGUCAUUCUGUUCCUGUUUGUCCCGCUUGGGAGUGUCCAGAUUUCUGUGUGUUUACUCAUCAGGCACACAGAAAACCCUACACACACGGGGUGUGGACAUCAGUUUAACAUAUUUAAUGUUGAAGAGGUUCAUUUCAUUGCCACAAGAUGCACCAAAUGCAAUAGAGCCCUGAAGUGAUGACGUGUUUUGUAGUCAGCGUCACACUGCUUUAUUUUACAAAAGCACAACAGCGUUUUUCCAUCGGCUUUUAAAUAACUGUAGAAAAUAAGAUCUGUGAGCAACCGAAGGUGGUGAUUCUUACAUGUUAUGUUCAUCACAAUGAUCUUAACAAUUAUUAUGAAUUUUGAAGCAUGCAUAACAUUGCCAGAAGUAAAAAGCUUAACGUAGGGACUAACUCAUGACUCUCUUUAACACUUUCCGUUUUCAUUUUCUCUGAAAGUUUGAGAUUGAAUACUUCAAAAGUGUGAUUUUAAACACAAUAUGGCAGUGACAAGCAAAUUAUGAGUAGAUGAUUUUAUCUGUCUGUUAUUAUAGUUAACCCAAUUUUUUUUUAAACAUCCCUUGAAUAAAAAAAUAAAUGUUAACUGAAAUACAAUAUAAUGUAAAAAAAAUCUAUUUUUUUUUUUACUAAAUUGUUAUUUAGUUUAACUUUUUGUAGUAAAAUUACAAUUAAAAUUGAAAAGUAAACACCAAAAAAUUGCUAAAACUUUAAUAUUACAGUGAAAGCAGGAAAUAACAAAACUAAUAAUUACCAAAACAUUAAAAGUAUUUUAAUGAUACUGGAAUAAUACUGGUUCAGCAUUACAACCUCUAGUCCCAUGUAGACUUGUUGUCAACCAAAAAAAAAAAAAAAAAUAUAUAUAUAUAUAUAUAUAUAUAUAUUAUCAAUGUUGAGGAAAGUUACUUCAAAAGUAAUGCAUUACAAUAAUGUAACUCCAUAAAAUUAACUUAUUGCAUUACUUAUUCACUUUUUAUGGAAAGUAAUGCAUAACAUGACUUCUGUGUUACUUUUUGUCACCUGAGCUGGGAUUGCUUAUUUGUUUUUAAUAAAAAUAACCCCCAAAGUUAUAUUUUUGGUAACUGUAAAGGCCACUCUCACAACAAAAGUGGAUUGAAUAAGCUUCAGGCUGUGUCUUUGAACUUUAAAAAGCUAGGUCAGAUAUUAUCCUGUAAAUGUAAAAUAAUGCGUUACUUUACUAGUUACUUGAAAAACUAAUCUGAUUACAUAACUCACAUUACUUGUAAUGCAUUACUCCUCCAACACUGGUAAAUGAUGUAGAAGAAAAUGUGAAAAGAUCUUUUGUUGAACCACAGAACUUUUUUGUCAAAAAAAAAAAAAAGGAACAUUGAUGUCAAGAUGAUUUUGACGCUCAUUUUCAGGUUUUCAACUACAAAAAUCUUUCAUCCUUUCAGCCCUCUAUUGAUUGCAGUGUUUUCAGUCAAGUUACAAGCAUUCGUCUUCCAUUGGUCAGCUAUAAAGUCCCGCCCCAAAUCUCACACUAUUGGUUGAGCCUGUAAAUUAUCAGUACUGGGCUUUUUUGAUGUGUGUGUAUGAUCAUAUUGUUAGAUACAUUCAGUUUGUAAAUGUUUUCUUAUAAUUUGAUAAGGAACUGUGUAGUUGUAUACAGGUUUUAUUUACUUUUAUUUGUGAACAAUGUCUGUGAUGUCAAAGUGAUGUUGAAUCAGUUUUUAAAAAAUUAAAAUACUAUAUUAUUAUUAUGUACAGUAAUUUAUUGUAAGUGUUGUUGAAAUGUAAAUGUGGAUGUGGAGUGAGUUGCAUGUUGCUUUUCCAAAUAUACAAACCUGACAGACAUAAAGAUGCAAAAAUGAGCUAAUAAAAUAAUCAUCUAUACAGUCAUUGAUUGUCUGCUGUUAAAUGUGUUUUCUUAUUAACUAUGCGGAGAACAAAUGUUUUUCAGUAUUCAUUUCAAUCACAAAAAAAAAAAGAUUUUUAAACUGUAGUGUAAACCAUGUACUUACAAAAAAAAGAGAAAUACAGGAACAAAAAAGAAAGAAAAGUGGCAUGUUGUCCUUUAAUUGUGUGCUUUAUUUGAAGUCAAUAAACCAUUUCCCGUUUUAA